This is a messenger RNA of Carassius auratus (goldfish), 2505 nucleotides long. RefSeq names its product SPRY domain-containing SOCS box protein 3. Gene Ontology annotation, molecular function: protein binding. The transcript is spliced from 5 exons. Gene Ontology annotation, cellular component: SCF ubiquitin ligase complex. Gene Ontology annotation, biological process: proteasome-mediated ubiquitin-dependent protein catabolic process. Lineage: Eukaryota; Metazoa; Chordata; Actinopteri; Cypriniformes; Cyprinidae. The record is from RefSeq and is a predicted model, not a curated record. Bases 192 to 878 code for a protein of 228 amino acids.
AAAUCCAGUGUUGUUUUGACAGCAGUUGUGAAAUGUUUUUCUAUCGUCCAGCUGUCUGAACACCCACAUGUAAAACUGACUGUGCCGUCUUUAUUUAUUUUUAAAAGCGGAUUUCAAGUGACUAAAAGAAAGUUUUGGGUUCUUCUUCAUUACAUAUCGGAUUACAUAACUUAGUGUACACUUGAGAGCAAAUGUUGCGCUCUUUUAGAGGUCACUCUUGGGAGAGUUGGGAGUGGGAUCCGGACAGUAAAUCUCCUGAUGCUCAUCUGUCUCUGUGCCGACAAGCCGUCUAUUUUCAUAUCAGCCCUCUGCUGGACAGUCAAGGGACUGCUGGGGUCAGAGGCACCAAAGGUUUCACCCAUGGUGAGCAUUACUGGGAGAUUGAGUUCCUUGAGCCUCCAUAUGGAAGCUCUGUGAUGGUGGGGGUCGGUACCCAAAAUGCACUUCUGCACACAGGGGAUCAAAAAUUUGUUAACCUCAUAGGCAUCGACAGUGAGAGUUGGGGUCUAUCAUACAAAGGCUUCAUCUGGCAUAAUGGGAGGAGUCGAAAAUACACAGAGCCUUUUUAUGAACAAAAUACAGUCCUUGGGGUUUUGCUGGACUUGAGCGCUGGAACACUGACGUUCUUCCGGAAUGGAGUGAACCUCGGGGUGGCCUUCACUGGCCUGGAGCAGGUCAGCGAGGCUCUGUAUCCUCUGGUGAGCUCUACAGCCCCUGAAACUGAGCUUCAGCUGGGUGUGAGGAGCCAGAGAAUCUCCUCCCUACAGGAACAGUGCAUUCACAUCAUCACACAGUCCCUCUCACAUUAUAGACAUGCACAUGCAUUACCAUUACCCACAUCUCUACUCUGUCAAAUACACACACAUUCACAUUUAUAAGCAGGGCAAAACCUGUUUCUCCAGCUUCAAAUAACACAUAAAUUAUUGCUUAAAUUGAACAAAAACAGCAUGUGUGACCUUUAAUUUAAUCAUGUUGCCGUUUGUAUUCUUAAUUAAUAUGCCAUUUCUGCUCUUUCUAGAUGAUGUCGUUGGCAAUUGUUGUGUUCCAAAAUAAGAUAUAAUUACUUGUAUGUAUAAUUAGUUUUUUUAUAUUCUCAGGGCAGUUAUUUUGGAGACAAUUAUGUAAAAUAUAUAAUUAAAUAUAUCUUUCUGCUUUUAUAAGAAAACUGUGGUAACGUUUUAUUUUCCUCCCCACAACCAGGGGAUGUUCUGAAGCUUAUGAAACAAACCCACAGAGGGGCAUUUUUUUUUUUACACUGUCUCUAACAAUUUUAUUACUCUGAAAUCACAACAUGAUAUACAAAAGUAAAGAUUGCAAAAGCACAGAAUACACUUUAACAGCCAAAAUGGAAGUAAAGAACCUUCACAAAAGAAGAAAUGCAAAGUUUCACCUGCAACCCAGAAAUACACCACAGUACAGGUAAACAGGUAGAUGUUUGGAUACAGGUACAACAAAAUGGCACAAAGUUCACAGAUCUGGCCAGAGAAUGGGAAUUUAACAGCUAAUAUCAUCGCCAGUUCACUCCAUUAAGGCACACAGACACUUGGGUGUGAGGGAGCUUGUCUAAAACUAUUUAAGCCACUGGUCCACAUGUCAAUGCUCGAAUGGAUUGACAUGAACAGGAAGUUAACAUGACACAGUAAACAGUUACAGUUUGAUAUCAAGGCAUAUGACACUUAACUUAUUAGUGCUAAAGAAUUUGUGCCCAAGUACCUGCUUUAUGGUUCUUUUGGAAUUCAGACCCAUGAAACAGACUCAAUUCCGUACGCUUCAAAUCCAUUAAUCAUAAAAUGAAAGCGAACACGUACAGAGCCCUGGGGUACAACUAAAAUGUUGCUGCACUUGGAUUUUAUGCACUUCAGUAAUAAUUAAUUGCACUAUGAUAUGGUUCUUCACAGAUAAAACUACAGUUAUACUGAGACGACAAAAUUACAUCAAAUUGUUCUUUGCUAUUUCUGUCUUCUGGCUUUUGUUUCAAAUGUGCCCAUGUGUGAUGGCACCGUCCCCGACAGGCAGUACGUUUUCUAGUAACAAAUAUAAUUGAUCACACAAAUAUUUUAAACAUAUAAUCUUUGGCCAAAAUAAAUAUGUACGGGGUAGAAUAAUACAACAGAAUUACUGAACAGACCACACACACAAAUUACACACAACUCCACACAUACAGAUAGAAGAAGCGGAGGUUUUUGAUCAGAAAAAUAACUUUUCUUUUCGGUUUCAGCAUCAGGAAAUUUGUGCUGGCCAUAAAGCAUCUGCCCUGUUUCUGGAAUCACUGAGAUGCCACAAAAAGACGAAAAGAUUCUAGAAAAAUAAUAUAAUGAUAAUAUAAACGAAGACUGAAUGGAAGUUCUUUGAGACAAUACAUAAUACCAUAUAUUUUAUGUAAUAAGCAUGUGUAAAAUAAGUGUUUCAAGUUUGAGUAGUAGUGCUUUAUACUUGUCCAUAAGCUUGGGCCAACUAUGGCUUACAAAAAUGAGGACGUGUGCCUGUACUCUAAUUUUACUUCUU